This is a messenger RNA of Paramecium pentaurelia, 1425 nucleotides long. Lineage: Eukaryota; Ciliophora; Oligohymenophorea; Peniculida; Parameciidae. The record is from the annotation of a GenBank genome assembly.
AUGUUUAAUUUAAUUUUUACAUUUAUACUCCUCCUGUGUUAAACUGUGAAUACAAAGAAUAAAAUUUUAUUUCCUUAAAAUAGAUUUUAGAUUUUUCAAUAAAAAUGGGGAAGUUGUAACAAUUCAAGCUCUAUUCGACCACUUAUAAAUAAUUUUGAAUAACCAAUAUAGUUACCUAUUUCAUCUAACAAUCCACUUUGCCUACAUGAUUUAUUCUAAUUUAGUCUAUCUGAGCCAAUGAGUUUCUAUUAUUUUGUAUUCAACAGAACAAUAGAAUAUGAUGAUCUGUUGUUAAUAAUUAUUGAUGGCAAAAUUUAUUAUAUCACUUAAGAAACUGCCACUGAUAAUUUUGUACUUAUAAGACAUUAACGAUUUUGUAGUUCUAAUAGUAUUGAAUUUUAUUUGAUAUCAAAAACUAAAGAUUUGGGUUUAAAAAACUAUUUGAUUUUGAUUUCAGAAAAUUAAAAUUAGGGAGAAUAUAACUAAGUCUUAAGUUUAUCACAUUUAAUUAUUGGAGAAGAAUAUUAAAUUACAUAAUAUAAUUUAUAAACAAAGAAUUAGAAGAUAAAUAAUUCUAUUUUAAUUUAUGAAGGUUUAUUAUCCUUUGAAAACCUUGAAUCUGUAAGUUCAUGUUUAGAUUUUAAUGUUUUCAAUUUUUAUGAGUAAAUGAAGUGUAUUAAUAAUGAAAUUGAUGGUAAAAUUAGAUUUGUAUGUACGUUAGAUAUUAAUAAAAUUAAAGAUAUAAGUUAGAUUUAAGAUUUAAGUUUUCUUAUUUUAUCAUAAUACACAUUUCAGUUUUAUACACCUUGUUUCCCAUAGAUACCUGAUAAAUAUAUAAACUUUUAAACAAUUUAAUAAAUCUCUGAUAAUAAUUAUUCCUCGAUAGCUAAUCAUAUACAAGAAUAAAUAUUUGGUUAAUAACAUCAAAUUAAUAUAAAUUAUAACUAUACUAUUAAAUUUAGAUCUAAGAAUCAAGUUUAAAUAUCUUUAAAUCCAUAUGAGUCUAAAUAGUGUUUAUCAUAAUUUGAAGAAGCAUUUAUAACUAUAAAAAAUAGCUUAGGAGAAACAGUUAAGUGUGAUUUAUCUUAUGAUUAUAGUUGUCUACGUUAAAUAUAUUGUUCAUUCUUUGUAGAUUUAGAUUUUAAAGAUAAUGUUGGUUAUAUUUUUAAUCUGACAGCAAUUGUUAAAAGGCCUAAUAUGAAUUCUCCAAGUUAUUAAUUUUUUUUAGUUGAUAUAGUAUUAAAGGAUAGUGUUCCACCUUUAGAACCAGAUUAUAAUUUUACUUUUAUUGCUAUUCUUAUAAUUUUAUCCUUAAGUGCACCUAUAAUUUGUUUUUUGUUAUCCACUCUUAUACUUAAAGUACCCAUAUACGAUAGCUGGCUAAGAGAGAUCUAUAUUUACGAAUUGGAUGUUUUUAAAACUUGA